Molecule: messenger RNA, 4502 nt
Organism: Sipha flava (yellow sugarcane aphid)
Lineage: Eukaryota; Metazoa; Arthropoda; Insecta; Hemiptera; Aphididae
Exons: 30
Coding region: 136-4344 (1402 amino acids)
Biological process (GO): protein desumoylation
Cellular component (GO): cytoplasm; nucleus
Molecular function (GO): SUMO-specific endopeptidase activity
Source: RefSeq, a predicted model, not a curated record
CUUGUGCUGCGCGACUUAGAAGAUGUGACAAGUCCGUCGUGCCGGACAUGCUUCAAACCGUAAUAUGAGCAGCGCCGACAUUUGUCUAAUAGUUGACAGAAGUGUUAUCGACAAAUUUGGUAACAAUUAUUUACCAUGUUCCGGGUGAGCGUGAACGAAUCUGGCAGUUCAACUCAACCGACAGUGAUCACAUUAGCACAAGCCCUAAAGUUUUUUCCAAAUCUAUCACUUCGUCUGCUGUUACCAACAGCUACAGAGCCUCCCAUAAACUUUGCCGGUUGGUAUAAGGAUAUUGUAGUUGAAUCAGUUGCGGAUUCUGUCAUAAUGGACCCAUCAACUAAAAGAUAUUCCAAAGCAAGAAUUUUGCCAAUGCCACCUAUGUUGAUCAAUAAUCCAAGUAUAUCAAUAACUCCUACUACUAAAAAUCAAAGUCCUACUACACUGCCAAAACAGCCUCCAGUUUCUACUAUUAGUCGAAUAACACAAGGUAUGCCAGUAUCUUCACCUGUUUCAGUAGUACCGGUUAAAAAUCAAGAAAGUGCAAAAUGCAAUGAAUUUAAAGAAACGAAAAACAGUGUUAAUAGAAACUCUCCAAAUCAAAUUUCAAAUAAGCAGCCUCCAGUUACUACUAUUAGUCGAGUAUCACAAGGUAUGCCAGUAUCCUCACUUGUUUCAGUAGCACCAGCUAAAAAUCAAGAAAGUGCAAAAUGCAAUGAAUUUAAAGAAACGAAAAAUAGUGUUAACAGAAACUCUCCAAAUCAAAUUUCAAAUAAGCAGCCUCCAGUUUCUACUAUUAGUCGAGUAUCACAAGGUAUGCCAGUAUCCUCACUUGUUUCAGUAGCACCAGCUAAAAAUCAAGAAAUUACAAAAUGCAAUGAAUUCAAGGAAACAAAAAAUAGUGUUAAAAGAAACUCACCAAAUCCAAUUUCAAAUAAACCGGUGAAAAUGCCAAAACUUAUUACAACCGAAUUACCAAAAAGAAGAGAAAGAAAAGCGGAUAGAACAUUAAUUGAAAGUAUUUCUAAGUUUAUUACAGCUACUAAAGAAAAUAAACUAAAGAAUAUAGAUUCCCCUCCAAAGCCGACUGUUAAUAAUGCAUUUGCAGUAAUUCCUUCAACAUCAAGUUCAGCGAUAAGAGUUUCUCAAGAAACAACAAAUCAACCACCUAUUAAGGAAUUAUCUAAUUUAGAUGUAAAUUGUAAUUCAGAUUCCUCUCCAAUAGAUUUUCAAGUUCCAAGUGGAGUAAAAAAAGAAUAUCAAUUUGGCCCUAACGGUAAAUUCAAGACUCUUGACCAUGACAGUACAAAACAAGAUGAGCCAAAAAAAGAUAACCAAAAAAAUAAUGUAAUUGUUUUACUGGAUGGUGAACAAUUAAUUAAAAUUGAUAGACCUGAUAUGGCGAAUAAGUUACGUGUUGCUAUUAGAUUAGCAAUGAAAGAGGUGAUCUCAAAAGAAGAGUUAGAUACUUUAACACAAAAUGCAUAUUUUAUACAGUCCCCUGAACUUGAGAGAGUUUCUGAAACUAAAGAUGUGUUGCCAACUAAUUCUAAAUCAAAUCCAGUUAAUCACAACAAUGUUUCCAACAUCAAAAAUAUGUCUAACAAUCAAAAUAAAUCACAGAAGGUGAAUCAGCAACAGCCAUGCACUUCAAAACUUACUAUAACUAAAACUCAACCGUUAAUUAAUAAUAAACAAACUAAUUCUUCAAAUACACAACAAACUAUUAAACAAAAUGAUUUGAAACACAAUGUAUCUAGUGUUCAACAUCCUAUGGCUACAAUUACACAAAUUCAAUCAGCAAACAAGCAAACAACUGGAAACCAACAGCCAACCACCUCUAAAAAUACUUUGGUUUCAUUUAAUUCAUCAGUAGCUGGUCAGAAAGUGAUUAGUUUAUUACAAAGUAAACCAGUUGAACUAAUAAACUGUUCCAAGUGCGAUGUAGUAUCUGAAGAUGAGGUUUGUACUUCUUGCCGAAUGUCUUCUCAAUUUAAAGGUGUUACUGUGACACGAAUUGAUACUCCAAGUACUCCUCAACCAACUAAUUUAAACGAUCCUAUUGAGAUCCUUUCUAGUAGCGAUUCCGAAGAUGAAUUUAAGAAAAUUAAAAUAAAUGAGCCAACCAUUUGUAAAAAAGAAACAAAGGAUAAUUUAAAAAAAUAUAUUGAAAAAUUACGAUUAAACCCUACAUUUUUAGAUGAAAAGGUAUGGUCUAAAGAUAUUGGAAUUAAAGACUUUUUCAAAAUUGAAAAAUGUAAUAUUAUACAAAUUGGAAACUAUGAAACUGUAGCAUCUGGUGAUGUAUUUAUUUGUUUGCAUGGAAUCCGUAUGACUAUUAACAAUUUAAAUUCUGAGCCAGUGACUGUUGAUUUACAUAUUGAAAAUAUUACAAAAAUGUUUGGAUACUAUACAGAUCAUCCAUUAAUUAUUUUUUAUACAAAUCAUUUAGCCGCUGUUGGCAUUCAAUUUUUAUUGAAUAUGAAUGAUGGUAACAAAAAAUCAAUUUUUGACCCUUUAAGUGAAGAUUUUAGAGUCAGAAAAAUUGUAUGGUCAUUUGAUUUAAAAAAAAAUGAUAAACAACUAUUAGAAAAAUUAAUGUUGAAGUUACCUAAAGAAAAGUAUGAACCUUUAACUUCUACUCAAGCUAAAGAUAUAAGAAAAAUCAUUUUUCCAUCAAAUCGUAAUGAACCAGAGGUAAAACCACAAUCAGAAAUGACUUUAACUGAAUACGAAAAUGUUGUACUGCUUACUGAAUCUUUUAAUGCUACAAAAGUAGAUAUAAAGGUUUAUGAUUAUAACACGCUUAAUGCGGAGGAAUUUUUAAACGAUAAACUUGUUGAAUUCCACUUAAAUUACUGGUAUAAGAAUAUGUUAUCUUCUGAGGACAAUAAACGUACAUAUGUGUUCAGUACAUAUUUUUAUUCUACAUUAGCAAAAAAAAAAUUAGCAGGAGAUCCUCCUUUUGGCAACUCACUAACAAGAUUUCAGAGAGUUCAAAAAUGGACCAAAAAUAUCAAUAUAUUUCAAAAAGAUUUUAUUUUUAUACCUAUAAAUGAAAACUAUCAUUGGUACAUAGUAGUUAUAUGUUAUCCAUACCUUGAUGGUCCAUUGUAUUGGGAUGGAACUUCUGCACAAGGAUUAGGUGAAGAUGAUGAAUUAAUUGAUCGAAAUGUAAGAAGUCUGUGUGAUACAACAGACCUUGAUGAAGCUGAUGGGAACACAGAAGAUCUUUGGUUCUAUCAGAACGACUUCCCAAAGAAAUCUGGCAAAGAUUUCGUGUAUGAUGUUCAAAAAGUAAUGGAAAGACGAAAAGGAAUUAAACAGCCUUGUAUAUUAAUAUUAGAUUCAUUGUCUGGUGGUGUUAAUCGAGCCAGAAUUGCAGCUACACUACGUGGUUGGUUAUAUGAAGAAUAUCGAGCUAAGCAUAAUGGUUCUACAAAAGACUUCUCGAAAUCAGUUAUGAAAUCAGGUCUAAUUAGAGUACCACAGCAGGGCAAUUAUUAUGAUUGUGGUCUCUUUGUGAUGCAUUUUUUUGAAAAGUUUUUUGAGAAUCCAAUUGUGGAUUAUACUUUCCCAAUAACCCAUUUGGAAAAUUGGUUCCAUCCUGAUGAGGUAUCUAAGAACGCCCAGAAAAGAAGAGAUAUACAACGUUUAAUACUAAAUACUAUAGAAAAAUGCAAGUUGUUACCUCCAGAUUUUAUUUUACCAAGCAUUAAUUUUAUCUCUGAAGCUGAAACAAGAGAAGCUUACAGUAAUUCCCAUAAUAAUAAUCAAAUUUCAAAUCAGAAUUUGCAAAGUUAUAACAGCAAUAUAGAACAUAUAGAAGAUGAUAUGGAAGCUUUUGAUGAGGAAGAAGUUGAUGAUGAUAUAGAAGAAGAAGAGAAUAAUUAUGAACUUGAUGAUGAUGGUCAAUAUGAAGAACAAUAUCCUAGUAGUAACUAUGAUUUUCCAGAAAUGGAUCAAAGUGAAUAUCUUCCUGAAGUGGGAGUACAUGAACAUUGGGCUGAUAGGCAGCAACAUAUAGAUUUUAAUUUAGAGCAAGAUUCUGGAGAUGAUCAGUUUGAUGACUAUCAUUCCAAUGACAAUAUUGAAAUUGAUCCUCAAGCUACAAUUGACCAGAGACAUUUUAGAAAUUCACAACUUGUUCCUAAUGAAGAUUUAAGAUCAUAUGCAAAUCAUUUUCAAGGAAACGAUGAUGAUUAUGAUGAUGAUGAUGAGGAUUUUGAAUUUGAUGAGAUAGACAAUGGUGUUAAUGAAGAUGACAGUGAUGACAAUGAUGAUGAGUCCAAUCAGUCUACAAAUCUUACUAUUAGACAAAGUCAACAAUUUAAUCAUCAUAACUAAACUAAAACUACGUAAAAUCCUAAAAAAAUUAGUGUUAAAAAUUAUAUUAUAAAUAAUCUCAUUAAAAUCGUAAGAUUAAUUUGACUUUGUAUAAAGUUGUAAGUAUAUGUUUGUUGUAAGUAAUAUAAAUUAUUAUAUUAGCAUAAAAGAAAAUUGGA